AUGCUAUAUUCAUCAUUAGUUUCUCGAUUAAUUGGUGUACCACCAGAUGGUCAAUUAACAGAAGCUAUUCGACGACAACCUUAUGCUGUUAUUUUAUUUGAUGAAGUUAAAAAAGCACAUCCACAAAUUUGGAAUACUUUAUUACAAGUUUUAGAUGAUGGUCGACUUACUGAUGGAAAAGGUCGAACAGUUGAUUUUACAAAUACAAUAAUUGUAUUAACAUCAAAUAUUGGUGCACAAUAUAUUUUAGAAGAAGUUGAAAAUCCAUCAUCAACUGGAAAACAUUUCGAUGGAAAAUUAUCUCAAAUAAUCAAAGAUCGUGUUAUGAAAGAAGUCAAAAAAACAUAUAUAAGAGGUUAA
Rotaria sp. Silwood2 is the source of this 360-nucleotide messenger RNA. Lineage: Eukaryota; Metazoa; Rotifera; Eurotatoria; Philodinida; Philodinidae. The record is from the annotation of a GenBank genome assembly.